This is a messenger RNA of Mangifera indica (mango), 3416 nucleotides long. RefSeq names its product E3 ubiquitin ligase PQT3-like. Gene Ontology annotation, biological process: mRNA processing; ubiquitin-dependent protein catabolic process; protein ubiquitination. The record is from RefSeq and is a predicted model, not a curated record. Bases 798 to 3257 code for a protein of 819 amino acids. Gene Ontology annotation, cellular component: nucleus. NCBI's taxonomy places the organism in Eukaryota, Viridiplantae, Streptophyta, Magnoliopsida, Sapindales, Anacardiaceae. Gene Ontology annotation, molecular function: nucleic acid binding; zinc ion binding; ubiquitin protein ligase activity. The transcript has 15 exons.
GUGCAAACACGCAGAAGGAAAUUACUACCAUCUCCUAUAAAUUCACCGUGAACACAAAAUUCAGUUUUGUGUAAAAUCAAGAAACUAGAAUAAUCUACCUCGCUUUUAUUAGGAAACCCUAACUCUAGUUUUGCUAUUUCAACAGUAUUCGAUUUUGAUUUUUGCUCUUAUCUGUUCUUGAUUUCGCGGCUUCAAAUCUUGAAGACAGUUCAACACAACUUUGUGGUUGUAUCAAAGUUUUGCGUUUUGCUGGAAAAGUCAUUGUAUUGAUCGUGGAUAUUACUUCUUCGAUCGCUAAUUAAUCAGUUUAUGAAGAUUUUGGUCGGCGGCGAUUCUUUUAAUUGAAAUAUAGUAUUUUGGGGUUUCGACAUCUUUCUGUUCAAUCUGCCAUCAUUUCAUUAAAUCGAUUAAAUCGACUGCGAAUUUGUCGUUUCCUGUACGCGAGAAAGAGGUUUCCUCGGAUAAUCUGAGAUUUUGAAGGCUUCGGUAUCUUAUUGAAGAAAGUAUUAAUUUUUCUUUGAGCAACGCGUGAAGAAGACUCAGCGGGAUCGGUUGCGCGAAUCGAUUGGUUCGAUCUUUCAUUUGUUAUUUUGAAGAAAAUCAGAGAAAGAUUAUCAAAAGAGAGAGUUUUCCUUUUGUACUUUUUCAUAAAUUUUUUGUUUGUUCGAGUUUUAACUUCAGUUGUAUAUCAGGCCCUUUUAAUUUUAAGGCCUUUGAUUAUAUUGUUCUAUUAGUAUUUACUUUUAUUUUUUUCCGAUAUAUUCUAUUCCAAUAUUUUAUCAAAUCAGAAAAAAGGAAUGGCUGUUUAUUACAAGUUUAAGAGUGCAAAGGAUUAUGAUUCUAUCGCAAUGGAUGGUCCAUUUAUAUCAGUCGGUACUUUGAAAGAAACAAUUUUUGAAUCAAAGCAUUUAGGCAGGGGUACCGACUUCGACCUCUUGGUCACUAAUGCCCAAACUAACGAAGAAUAUCUUGAUGAGGCAAUGUUAAUUCCAAAAAAUACUUCUGUGUUAAUUCGUCGGGUUCCUGGAUGGCCUCGCAUGCCUAUUGUUAUCGAGCCAGAGCCUAAGGUGGAACUAGUGGUUGAGGACACUCAACCACAAAAGAGUAGCUUUCAGGCUGCUGAUUCUUCUGUCAUGAUAUAUAAUGAGGACACUGAAUGGGACAAGUUUGGGAAUGAUUUGUAUGCAAUUCCUGAAGCACCAUCUGUGCAGUCAAGUUUUCCACAUCCAGAUGCUCAACCAGCAAAUAAAGCUGAUGAGGACAGCAAGAUCAAGGCUUUAAUUGAUACUCCUGCCUUAGACUGGCAGCAGCAAGGUUCCGAUGGUUUUGGCCCUGGUAGAGGCUUUGGAAGGGGUAUGGGAGGAAGGAUUGGUGGACGUAGUUUUGGUUUGGAGCAUAAAACACCUCCACAGGGCUAUGUAUGUCAUAGGUGUAAGGUUCCAGGACAUUUUAUUCAGCAUUGCCCUACUAAUGGUGACCCAAAGUAUGAUGUCAAAAGAUUUAAACAUCCUACUGGUAUUCCAAAAUCGAUGCUAAUUGCUACUCCAGAUGGUUCAUAUGCCUUGCCAAGUGGUGCAGUUGCUGUUUUGAAGCCAAAUGAGGCUGCUUUUGAGAAAGAAAUAGAGGGCUUACCUUCCACACGUCCUGUUGGUGAUCUUCCCCCAGAACUCCACUGUCCAUUGUGCAAGGAAGUGAUGAAAGAUGCUGUGUUAACAAGCAAAUGUUGUUUCAAGAGUUUUUGUGAUAGAUGCAUUAGGGACCACAUUAUUUCAAAGGCAAUGUGUGUAUGUGGGGCCACAAAUAUUCUCGCAGAUGAUCUUCUGCCAAACAAGACACUUACAGACACGAUAAAUCGUCUUUUGGAGUCUGGUAACAGUAGUGCUGAAAAUGCUGGAAGUACUUUUCAAGUUCAAGAUAUGGAAUCUGCCAGAUUGCAGCCUAAGGUUCCAUCUCCUACUAUGUCUGCUACUUCAAAAGGAGAGCAAAAGCCAUUGCCUAUCAAAGAAGAAAUUCUCAUGCCGGAGACAACGGACGAGGGAAAAGAUGUUAUUGCUCCACAGCAGGUUAUGGAAAAGCUGAGGGCAGUAGCCAAAACACCUGAUGUGUCUGAAGCCACGCCAGCAUCACAGGGGAGUGCCCCACUGGUGGAGGAGGAAGUUCAGCAGAAGAUCGCUUCUGGGGAGGCAGGAAAGAAAAAGAAAAAGAAGGUGGUUCGUAUGCCUGUUAAUGGCAUGCCUCCAAAUGACUUGCAGUGGAACACCCGUCAAGAUCUUGCAGCUGAGAGUUAUAUGAUGCCUUGUGGCCCCUCAGCUUAUAAUCCUUACUGGACUGGCAUUCAACCUGGAAUUGAAGGAUAUGGAGCUCUGUUUGGUGAUGGCAUGCCCUAUAUGGGUUAUGGUAUUGGCCCCUUAGACAAGCCGUUCGGAGGUGUCAUGCCUCAGGACCCUUUGAUGCAAGGUUAUACAUUACCCGUUGUUCCUCCUCAGAGGGAUCAAGCAAAUUUUGGCAUGGGCAUGAAUGCUCCACACCCUGUAAUGAGCAGAGAGGACUUUGAAGCACGAAAAGCUGAUUUAAGGAGGAAGCGUGAAAAUGAGAGACAAAGUGAAAGGGAGUUAUCUAGAGAUCGAGACUAUGCUAGGGAAGUGAGCAGCAGUGCCUAUGUUUCUUCAAUGAAACCAAAAUCUAAAUCAAAUCCUCAAUCUUCAAGCGCGGAUCACAACUACCACUACCAGAGGCCCCGAAAGUUCUCUCCAGAAGCACCUCUACCUCUUCCUCCAUGCCCAUCCAAGAGAAAGUCUGAGCACCAUUGUGACUAUGAUUAUGAUUACCACUAUGAACGUGAAGGACACCAUCAUCAUCAGCCUUACCAAUCAGAGUCCCCUUCAAAGCAUUCCUCAGAAAUAGUCUUCAAAUCCAUGGCUGAGAAAAAACACAAAUUAAGUGCCUUUUCUCGCAUUAGUUUCCAUGAAGGGGAAGCUACCAAGACAAAGACACGAAAGAGUUCUUCCUCUUUCUCAGCAGUAGCAGCAGUAACAAAGGAAGCCAAACCGUCAUCAAAUGGAUAUCAUGAAGAUUACAAGUCAUCCUCUGCCAAGCUGCCUAACUGUGUUGGGGGUGUGGAUUACGAGUGGAGUGAUGAUGACAAACAUUUCAAGAGGAAACCUUCAAGAUACGAGGCAUCGCCUCAACCAUCACAAGCUGUGAAGGAGGAGUCUCGGCACUCGAGAGGCUCCACCAGGGAACAUAAGCAUAGAUAGGUUCUAAGAGAGAUGCAGAUUUUUCCUUCUAGUGGGACGUAGUCUCCCUCUGAUUCCUUAUUUAUUUUAACAAUUUUCUUAUUUAACAAAAUUUGGUUAAAUAUUAGUCCUAAAGUUUGUAACAAAAUUCUUUCCAAAACUUUAAAUAAGUUUACUUAA